AUUUGGAAUCUUCGGAAAUCUCUGGAAUCGUUUUGCCGUUUUGAUUGCCACGUGUUUCCGACUGCUUUGCAACUCAGUGGGUUUACCUCGCGGGCUGGACCUCGUCAGUGAUGUUGGCUGGUGGCUAUGUCGCGCCUCCGCUUAAUGAAAAGCUGGAUGCAUGGCACGUCAAUAGACCAGAAGAUGGUCCGAUGCCUACAAGCGUAGCGGCUGCACUGGCAGCGCAGGCGAUGGGCUUCGCGAACGCGAACGGAGUGCUUCCAAGGGAUGAAGGAGGGCCUCUGCGAGAGCUGGAGGUCCGGGCAGCUCCACGUCCUGCCUCACCAGCUCGUUUGCUCAGCUGGACUGCUCCACCACUGUCCCCACGGAAAGCGAAGACCCUCACAGAACGAGAGGUGCCACCGGCUGAUGAAGAGAAGCACAGGUCAGAAGCACCGCAUGCCGAGAUCAAGAGCUUCCAGGAGGCGAGGCAAGCAGUUAUAGAGGAGUCCAGACUUCCACGACCUCAGGUUGCUAUUCGGCGCCAGAAGGACCGUGUCCUGGCGGAUGGACGGAUUGAAGCGAAGCACCUGGAGGAGCGAGAGAAGCAGUGCCAAAGGGCCGAGCGGCCAAAGCCUUUGGCAACGACGCCAUCUAGUAGCAGCUUGACGACGUCUGCCGGUGCAUGGAAAAGUCCAAGGUCGCGAGCAACAAGUCCUCGAUCUCGGAUGUCAGACGUUUUCUACAGCCAAUUCUCGCUCACUCGAUAUCCAGAGACAGCUGCCGCAGCGCAACGAUCGCCUAUGAGGAGCGCCAUUGCUUCGCAGGGACAUCCGAUUGAUUUGGUGCCCAAAUGGCAGCCACCUCGGCCAACAGGGCUCACAGGGAGAAGCAAGAGUCCAACUGGAGGAAGACUACCUGGGUGGACAAGAGGCAGUUGCCGCAGUGUGAGCCCACCAGGCCGUUCCGGCCUAAUGGCGUCCAAUGACUGUCUCCUGCGGUUGCGACAGCGUCAGACAGACGAACACGUGGAGGACCACAUCAGCAAGCUUCUGGCUUAUGAGCAGAAACUGACCCGCCAGUGGACUGCCUCUGAGUUCAGACUCAUCGGCCAGGAGUUGCGAAGUCCGAUUUACAGGGACGCGGCCAAGUCCCCAUCUAGCAUGGCUCGGAGAGUUCGCAGUCCUCCGAGGUUCGAAUUUGGAGCCCGUCAGUAGAGUGAGAUGCACUGGCAGUUGUCGGAUUCAGCUGAGGGACCAAGUGAUGAAUUUUACCUUGGAACAUCAGAGGGAACUGC
This is a messenger RNA of Cladocopium goreaui, 1276 nucleotides long. The record is from the annotation of a GenBank genome assembly. NCBI's taxonomy places the organism in Eukaryota, Dinophyceae, Suessiales, Symbiodiniaceae.